AUGUCGCAAACGGAGUCCGACUCUGAAGCUAGUGUCUCCGUCCAAGACUGCGACAAUACCUCAGACUUCUGUCUAGGCGCUCGGUUUGACUCUUUCCUUCCUGACCCUGUCGCCUCGAACAUCGAAAGCGUGCAAUCGUUCGAAUGUAUUAACAAGGCAGCGACCGCACUUGAAGCGCUCAAACAUAUCGUAAUCAAUGACGAAAUUGACAUCAACGCACUGGAGCAACACUUGGGCGACAUUCUGGUGUUCGCUGAAGCCGUAUCUCGUGGAAGAUUACAUGCUAAUCUGGACGCACACGGACUUGGUACAGUUGAUCCUGCCUUCCUUUGCAUUCUGCUGAACAUACGAAAGCUCAUCCGCAAAAUUGCCUCUGAACCCGACCACUAUCAGUCUGACGGGACAACCGUGUGUUUGAUCGACUACUUCUUCGCUUCCUGUAUGAAUCUCGUCACGAGUGUUGUGAGCAGUCGUCAGGGGUCAGGAGUACACCAAAGUACCACUCCUUCUGGUUUCGGAACUCAGAAUGAAGAGGACAACGUUCUCAUUGCUUGCCAGCUUCCACAAUCAUGGGGGCAUUUUCCUGGACUACUUCAAUGUGGCCACGCUUCCCCUGCAUCAAAACGACUAGCCUUGUCAAUUUUAUUUUUUGCGUUAGUGAUCAGGCCAGACAUUGGACUUUGUGAUCCAUGGAAUGAGGCAGAAAUUGAACCAGGGCUCAUGAUAGAAUGCUUGCAAGGACUCCUGACCGAAUUCAUGGCACAGAUACAGAAACUGGAUUUAUCUGGAAGUGAUUCUUUAGCCCACUCCCUUCGGACUGCAUACGCCAUGACAAUUGUAUUCUUUGCCUCUGCAGAGACCGAAAUCCGACGUCGAGAAGGCGAAAGUCCUGUGAUGCACUUCAGGCCGCACACUUCGGCGUCCCUACUUGAGCUUGUCAACUUCGUAUUGUUGCCGUCGUCUCAGCAACGUUCGGACUUUUUCAUAAUUGCGGAACUGGAUAUUGCGCAAGCCAUUCUUCUGCAAUGGGGAAAUGCAAUUCCGUGGGCGUGGCAGAAAUGGGACGAUCCUCGAACGAUCAACUUUGACGCCGCAGUGAGACUGACAGGUAACUGGUUUUGUCACCUUGACAAGUCGUUGCUCUCGGCUAUCUGGGAGGAAAUUUUGCUUCCUCACAAGGAUACGUCGUACUCUCAAUCCACUGAACUAGCAUGGUUUCUGCGACAAACUGUGAAAUCCGAUCCUCGCGCAACUUUGAUCGCAUUAUUUCAUCAAAUACGCGACAAUCCUGACUCAGAGAGAUCAUUCGACAUCGCCGAUGAAUCUAAUGCGUCGCGCUUGCAUCUAGCUGUGUUGUGUCUCGCCGAGGUUAUCGAAGGUUACAGCGGUCUAUUGAACUCAGCGGAUUUAGCACUUGUUGCAGAGCAACUAGUAAUGCUCUUUGUACAUCUGAACGGUCGUACCGACGGGAAAGGAUCAGGAAGAAUAAUUCGUUGCCUCGAUGCACUGGAACCCAGCAUUACAGAAGGAGCCCUUGCGUCCUUGCACAAAAAUAUAACUUUCUUCUCCAAGCUUGCCGGAGUGAUUGCUGAUGCUUCAAACAUACUUGAUAAUGACGCUACCGAAAGCUUUCUUCAUAAUCCGGAGGUCCUACUGUCUGUCAUAAUACUGCUCCAUUUCAUCUCCUUGUUCUGCAAAAAUGGCGCGGUCAAUUGCUUUCCCGAGACGGCGUUUAAUCUACUCUCCGAUCUCGUCAAAUUUCUUUGCUCGUAUACCGGCACACCAGAGUUAAGCAUAGCGCUGCUGAACUGUCUCGUUCAUACUUCUGGCCAAUGUCGUCCGAGUCGAGGUGAUACAACAGUCGAGAAGGCCAUGGUGGGUACCGGAUCCGACAAUCCUCCCGUUAUACCUAUUGCAAGACCUCUCAAGACAUGGGAUGAUGAAGAUGCAUAUAAUUUGGCGCUCAGUAUGGUCGGGACUAACUUGGAUCUCGCUGCUGCAUUUGCCUCCUACGUCAACCUUACGAUCAAGAAGAAUACCGAUCCGCUGCUCGUGUUAGAAACAUGGGAUUACUUGCGCGAUGUAUUAUUGAUCAUCGCCACUGGGCGCCUAAACGACUGCGUCGGCCUUUGUUCUUUUCCGAGAGUUGACCUCACUCUAGAUGAUGAGCCCUCGGUAAUGGAAGGUAGAGCACUUGAGAUUGUCAACGCAACGGAGAAGAUAUGCAAUGCUUUAGAAACGAUUCUAAAACGCAGUGAUAUCAGUUUAGUCCGCCUAUUAAUUGACUCUCCGUGGAUUAUCACUCUUCGCGAUUCGUUAACGAAACCCACGGCAACAGCCGCGUCGACCGGAGAGGCUAGUGUCAUUCCUGACGAGCCAUCAGCAUGUCCGUCUUCCGACUUCGGAAUUGAGGACCGUGCUCAUCUCGACCCGCGAAUUAUUCCCAUAUGCAAGAGGUUCCUGGAGAAGUUAGCAAGCACCCGUCGACACCUGCACAUCAUCACCUCGCCGCUCAUCUCACCCACUCUCGAUACUUUACCUUUACAUUCCUUGCUCUCAGACGCUGCGUCCCUCUCCUCCGGUCGCUGUCGUCUGCCGCACUCUUCGCCGCCGCUGUCGCCUCGUCCUCCUCCUGUUCCCUGCCUGCCACCCAUCGUUCGAUCGAUGUUCAUGUCCUCUCCGUUUCGUGGUUCCCACCGCCGCUCCAGAUCACACACGUCGCUUUCCUCUCCCUCAUCCUCUCCUGUCGCUAGAUCCGACAAACACCGCCCUCAUGCAGUCUACUCUCGGCUGCUGAAUGACAAACUCUCAGGCUGUGCCGAUUCCACCACUGCUGACUCGCCGUUCUCCGCUGCACCCGCAUUUACCGCCCAGCCACCCGAGAAAUGGGAUGUUGAGGCAUGGAGGCGUGGCAAAAGAGCCAGACGCGAUCAAGAGAGUCCUUCGGAAGACGCAGACAUGGAAUCUUGUGAUGAACCCAUGCCAGGCUCACCAAUUGCUGAAUUGCAAGCCAACUCUCUGUCCAUGUCUGUUCCCUCUACCCCACUCCCUCGCUUCCCAGCGACGUCAGAUGCGUUCCAAUUCUUCCCGCCCAAAUCGUCAUCUGCCGCAAGGCAGGCAUCGACGACAUCUGACGGUCAUUCAUCGUUCUUUGGUUCGGGCAAUCGGAACAAGCAUGAGGACAGACUCGAACAAAUGCAUACAGAUGCCUUCAGUGAUUUGCGCAAGACUGUGUCGGAGGCAGGUGAGGGCUUUGUGCGUCGUAUGCGCGAAUUCGAAGCACAUCGCCGAGCAAGAUCCUCACGUGUAAUCGCAGUGGUGUCGCGCUCCGACGGCUCGCCCGGCUGUCAGAUGCCGCCGUACAAACGAGGCAGGAAACGGCCAUCGCCAUUAUCUGUUCGACAGUCCAACGUGCAGCAUGCGAACGUGGGACAGAACCGUGGGAAUGGAAGCGGCUCCGAGGCAGACGACUCGGAUAUUGAGAUCCGUUCCAGUUGUGCGUCAGGCUCGGACGAUUUCCGAGGCUGGUCGCCCUCCAAGAAACGAGCCGUGUCGCUCAGUGCUCUCGGCUACCAGGACACCGUUGCAGUCGAGAAUCCACGUUCAUUUCCUUGUCCUAUCCCUCUUCUCAACCGUGACAGGAGCUCGUCGCCAUCGCCAUCGACAUACUCCAAUUCUUCGUCAGACGAGGACGAGGACAUCACAAGCUCCAGCGGCAGUGUCGUUGACCGCUCACGUCAUCGGCAUGCUUUGCGUUUCCGCCCCAAAGUGCCUUCUUUGGUCAAAUGCAGCCCGCCGUCUCUGGCCUUUUCCUUUACGGCCUCUAAUAAUUCAUCCAGAAUGUCAAUCGACACGGGUGUACCGUCUCCCGUAUCUCUGCCGAGCGCCGUGACGAAUCCGCUUUCGUCAUCUCCCGACCAAUUCAAAAGUAUGGACACCUCCAAUUACGGACCCGCCAUGGCGACUAGUCCGCCGGCACAGCGGACAUCAAAAUGCUCUGACAAGACCGUUGCAGCUCUAAGUCUUGCCCUUGCCAAUGGUGCCGGAAGUGUGAACGAUUAUAAUGCCUUGCGGGAAGCGCAAGGUGUGCUAUCCAUGGAGAGCAGCGAAAAUUCGAAGACGGACGGCUCAACCCGAACCAUCGUACCGCAUAUCAGUAUGCGUUUAAUUUCGGACGGACUCAUUUUGAAGGAAGAAAUCGAAGAAGCUUCUUGUCCUUUUCUAACCGGACCGGAUUGUUCGCUUUAUGCGUCCUAA
This is a messenger RNA of Fomitiporia mediterranea MF3/22, 4257 nucleotides long. RefSeq lists its product as uncharacterized. NCBI's taxonomy places the organism in Eukaryota, Fungi, Basidiomycota, Agaricomycetes, Hymenochaetales, Hymenochaetaceae. Bases 1 to 4257 code for a protein of 1418 amino acids. The transcript is spliced from 16 exons. The record is from RefSeq and is a predicted model, not a curated record.